AUGGCAGCAAUCAAUAUGCCUGGCGCUCAAGAUUUGUUGACGUCAUCGCUUUUUAUAGUGCGGAAGCUGAGUAAGGCUUUCUUCAACGCUCAAAAUGGUGAUCAAGUCGGUAAGUCUUCAGAAGUUUUCGCCUCUUUCAAGGUUUAUACUUCCGCUAUCAGAGUACUGAUUGUUUAUAGUCGUCUAGGCUGA
Haemonchus placei is the source of this 192-nucleotide messenger RNA. The record is from the annotation of a GenBank genome assembly. NCBI's taxonomy places the organism in Eukaryota, Metazoa, Nematoda, Chromadorea, Rhabditida, Trichostrongylidae.